AUGUUCGACGAUAUCCCAUCACCAGAGCUAGUCAUCGGCAUUGACUUCGGCAUGACAUGUACCGGUGUCGCAUUUUGUAAUGUACCAGCUGGAGAGCAAGCACCUCGUUGCAUUAACCAUUGGCCUGGAAGCGGACGAGAUGUGGUGAACAAGGUCCCAACUAUUCUCGUCUAUCCCAAGAAUUCCAGUACCCCUUCCUCGUGGGGUUUCUACUCGGAACAUCCCAACGAACAAAAUGCCGAAGGCAAGGACUGCAUGGAUUGGUUCAAAAUAUACCUGGACGAUGACAAGCUCCGCGGGGUGGCAAGAGAUCCAAUGAAUCAUGGACUAUUCCCAACAUCUAUGCAGGAAGUGGAAAAACUGUAUUGCGAUUUCCUGGGGUUUAUAUACCACACAAUUGAAAACGAAUUGAAGGGCGAACUGGGCAACACUUGGGAGGACGCAUGCAUUGAAUUUAUAUUCAGCGUGCCGACAACCUGGAAACCGGUCCCGACUGUCGAGCGCUUUAGGAAGAUCAUAAGACGAGCAGGCUUCGGCAGCCAUCCUAAUCAUCGGGCGGAAAUCGGGAUGACCGAGGCAGAGGCUGCUGCUGUGCACACCGCGCGAAGAUUUCCAACGUUAUUCAAGGCACGAAAGUUUCCUGGGUCCUCUACAGGCACCCAAAUCUAA
Molecule: messenger RNA, 669 nt
Organism: Hyaloscypha bicolor E
Lineage: Eukaryota; Fungi; Ascomycota; Leotiomycetes; Helotiales; Hyaloscyphaceae
Exons: 4
Coding region: 1-669 (222 amino acids)
Source: RefSeq, a predicted model, not a curated record